Messenger RNA from Aphis gossypii (cotton aphid), 2015 nucleotides. RefSeq lists its product as uncharacterized. The record is from RefSeq and is a predicted model, not a curated record. The transcript has 8 exons. Bases 716 to 1705 code for a protein of 329 amino acids. Lineage: Eukaryota; Metazoa; Arthropoda; Insecta; Hemiptera; Aphididae.
CGGCUAAAUUUCGAUAUAUAAAUAUAAUUUUACGUUUUAUUAUAGCAGUUGCUGCUGUUAAUACGUUUUGGUGAUCGCCAAUCGGUAGAUUCUAUUCUACUUUACUAGGUACUACUGUACUAGGUAAUUCUCAAAUCAAGAUAAUAGUAGAUACUAGGCACAUUAGUCAUCGUGUGUAGCUAUUUUUGUCGUAAGCGUUAAACGCGGAUUCCAACUCGAUAACACUACAUAACAGUUUAACACUAAUGACUAAUACCUUCAAAGCUACAUCCAUCAAUACAUAUUAUACAGUAACCAUUAUCCACAGUUGAUCAGUUCUCAGAUUGCCUCCAAUGUCCGCUGUAUACAGUUCUCCGAUGACUUUCGAGCACUAAAUACCGAGUAAUCAGUGUCAAAGUCCAGCAGAUGUCAAAGGCUUACCGUCAGUUCGGUGGCUCGGUCCGUAAACCGUUGAUGUCGUUCUGCGUUCAAGAAUAACUACCAUGAAGUUAUCGAGAUAUUGACAAACAUCAGUCACGUCUUUCUGUUCUUCGGUCUUCGACUACAGUAUUAUUCAAUAUAAUAUUAUAUUAUUAUUAUUAUGACGUCACUACGUUGUACGUUUACAAUAAUCUGUUAGUUUGUGUGUAAAUAUCGCGUUUAUGUUAUAGUUUACAUUAAACCCUGUUGGUACAUAUCUGUACGCCAAUAACGAUAUACCGAUUUUAUUUUUAAAAUGAAUGCCAAUUACAAACCAUUCGACAGGGAUGGACGGAAGAAAAAUUUAAGAGAAGGACUACCAGCCUAUGCUUAUUCACGGGGAGUUGAAUUGCGUAGUGAUAAAAAUCCUUACUUAUACAUGCAGUCAGAAGUGUAUGAUCCUAGAAGAAAUGUUCUUAAUAUUAGCUAUCCUAUAAAUGUUCCUGAAUUUGAGCUACCAAAUGAAGAGCAAAUAUCUUACUAUGAACAAUUAAUGAUGAUGAGCAAUGAAACUAUUGUGUUAAAUAAUUUCUUAGAUGAAAAAGGAACUCUGGUCUAUCCAAAAGUUAUUCCCAAGAAACCCGAUUCAGUUCAAGAACUUUCACUUAAGAAAUCAACACUAAACAAAUGUUCAUCAGAAAUUUUACCAUUUUACAAAAUAUGUUUUGAGAUAAUGAAAGUACCUACAAAAGAUACAAAAUGGAAAUUAUGUUUAAUUACUGAACAUUCGACUGAGUUACGAUCUGAAAUACAACAAAUUUACUUACAUAUGUGGUCAUAUUACAAACAUUAUAUGGAAAAAGUUGAUUUAGGCGUGUUAGAUACUUGUAAUCGAAUAAUGGGAUUUGGACAAUCUGUGACAGAAACUGAACGUAUUUAUCUUACAAUUCGGGAUGAUUAUUUAAUGGCAAUGCAAAUAUUGGUUUUAUUAAAAUGCACACUAUCCAAUCAACAUUUAUCUGUUUUUAAAGAAAUUAUGGAAACACUAGAAUUAUGGAAAAUACUAUUACAGAAGAUGAGUACUAAUCCAAAGAUGUAUGAAUUGUCAUCAUAUAAUACUUCUUCAGAGAUGGCAGAAUUGUUAGAACUACUAACUAGAAGCUAUUUCAAAACAAGGCAUUAUUUAGAAGCUUGUUUUGUUUUAAUGGUUAAUAAAGAAGAUACCAUUAAAGAACAGCGGGUCAAAGAUGAUAUGUUAUGCAAAUAUUGGUAUUUAAUGGUCGACACUCCAGAACAUAAGUUAUAAGUUAUUUAAGUAUUUUAAAACUGUUUGACAAUUUUAUAAGUGAUUGUUAAAAUUGCAACUCCUAAUUUUAAGUCUUAACAGUUACUUUUUUUUUUCUGUACCAAUUUAAUGAUUUUUAUUUGUUUUAUUUAAAGUGAUGUUUUAAGUAUAUAUUUAUGAAUUUUUUUAAUUUACAAAUAGUAUAUUAUAUUUAAUAAAACCAAAAUAAUAUUUGGUUACAAGUAGUAUCCAAAACUGAGUUGGUAUUAUACUAUAGUUUUAAUACAAAUCUGUAAAUUUAUAAAUAAAAUAAAACCCAGUGAAAUUUUAA